GGCAAUGCAGAUUUAGUCUCAUCCUCCUCCUUACUCUCUAGCUAGCUAUCUCUCCCUCGCACUUUGCACAAAUAUUUAUCAUCAAAGUUGACUCCUUGGGUGUGGAUAAUGGGGAGGCAACCUUGCUGUGACAAAGUUGGUUUGAAGAAGGGUCCAUGGACUGUUGAUGAAGAUCGGAAACUCGUAAACUUUAUGCUCACUAAUGGCCAGUACUCCUGUUGGAGAGCUGUUCCUAAACUAGCUGGGCUCCUGAGAUGUGGUAAGAGCUGCAGGUUGAGAUGGACAAACUACUUGAGACCAGAUUUGAAAAGGGGAAUGUUGUCAGAACACGAAGAAAACGUGGUGAUUGAUCUCCAUUCUCAACUUGGCAAUAGAUGGUCCAAGAUUGCUUCUCAUCUUCCUGGAAGAACCGAUAAUGAGAUUAAAAAUCACUGGAACACACACAUAAAGAAAAAAUUACGGAAAAGGGGGAUUGACCCUUUAACUCACAGGCCACUAACACCUCCAAUAGAAAAUUUUCAAGAACCAGAAAACCAUAACUCAUCUGAUGUGCAUCAAAAAAGACAAACCGAGAAAUUUAUUGAUCCACUCACUGUUCUACAGGAUGAGAUGCAAAGAAUAUUGGAAGCUCCAACUUUGGAAGUUAUAAACAAUGGAUUUUGCGCAGAUGAAGUGCCAUUGAUUGAACCCCAUGAGAUUCUUAUUUCUAAUUCUUCUGCGCCUUGUUGUUCCUCUUCUUCCUCCACUACCACAUCAAAUACAAACGUUAACAUUCUACUAGAAAAUUCAGAACUCUUGCCAACUAAUUCUGACUGGCUUAAUGGUGAUGAUAGCGCCACAAACAAUGUAGGAUUCUGGGACAUGGAUGAUGGCUUCAGCGAUUUGGAUUUCUUGUUUGAUGAUAUAUCCUGCUCAAGAUUUUUACCACUUCUCGAGUUUGGUAUUGAGUGAAGAAUCUUGGAAGAUUUAUCCUUUGCUAGGGGAUUAAAAAUUAUACUUGGGUCGUAUUAAUAUUUAUUGCAUAUGUUUAUAUGUAAUCUGUAUUUGUUAACGGGUCGAAAAUGAUUCAAGUGACUUAAAUAUAUAUUUAUCAUUAAUAUACCGGGGUUUAGGAAUUUAGGGUCGUUUGGUACACAGGGCGAGACCAGAUAUGAGUU
Molecule: messenger RNA, 1157 nt
Organism: Daucus carota subsp. sativus
Lineage: Eukaryota; Viridiplantae; Streptophyta; Magnoliopsida; Apiales; Apiaceae
Product: transcription factor MYB20
Exons: 3
Coding region: 109-951 (280 amino acids)
Source: RefSeq, a predicted model, not a curated record